AUGAGGCUCAUUGCCAAACAAACUGCAAAAACUGGUAUUGCACUGGACGGGCAAGUGAUCUUCUCUUCAGGAUGGGAAUAUGGUUAUUGGCUAAAUGAUAUGGUCACAAUGAGAAUUGCAUGGAAUCCUCACUUAGAGGAAUCCGAUCAUGAACAAGCUCUAUUGAAAACUUUGGAUGAUUGUUCACGUUCGUUCAUAUUUGACAAUUCCAUUCGAUCACAAUUCAAUUUACUGACGGUUCAAGCAAUGCUCGAUCAAACCAAAUAUCUAAUCUUUGGAAAGGUCAAUGGAACACAACCUUCAAAUUUAUACAAGCGAUCAGGUAUUUCUCUUUUAGAGGGAUGGGAUACAUGGAGUGAAUUGAACAUUUUGGCUGAUUCGUGGUUUGGUAUGAAAAUGGAGACUCAACCGUCCAAGUUGCAGUACCAUCUGAUGGAAACUUCCAAACACAAAUCUGAUUCGGCCGGUGAAGAACUUCACAAGAAUUUGGCAAAGAAAGUCAUUCAAGAUGCACAGCUCGUAGUGGAUCAUCGCAUUAAGAAUUUUAGAGUGAGAGAUCCUGAAGUGAUUAUUGGUUGGAACUUUAAUCCAACAGCCUAUCGUUUCGGUUACUUGUGGCAAACAAAGAAUUUGUACUUUUGGUGGAGAGACUAUGGAAAAGUCAUUCUAAAGUACGAAUUACCUUGUUUCAUGAAUGUUCAAGACCCAGUCGAUAUUAUGAUUGGUGAAGGCAUUGCAGAAUAUAUGGCUGAGGAAUUGAGGAAAGUUUUGGACUAUUUGAAAUUUUUGGAUGGUAUUGUAGAUUGUUUGGCUGCUCCAAUUCAAGAACCAAAAGUUCCACCUUUCCAAGCGUACAAUAAGUAUUAA
Molecule: messenger RNA, 867 nt
Organism: Naegleria fowleri
Lineage: Eukaryota; Heterolobosea; Eutetramitea; Acrasida; Naegleriidae
Exons: 1
Coding region: 1-867 (288 amino acids)
Source: RefSeq, a predicted model, not a curated record